UUCCCUCCUCUCAACAUCUCCACAAAAAUGGCUACAUUUUUCUCUACACAAACAUUACUACUUCUACCUCUUCUCAUGUCUCUUUUGCUACCAUUCUCUAUGCCUUUUACAGUCAUUGUUUCCGAUUCCGGCAACCAAUCUUCCAUAAUAGAUGGGCUGCAAAAUGGGUUCUCAAUGAACUUGAGCGGAGCCCAAACUGAGGCCCACGAGCAAGAAGCUGUCUAUGACAUAAUGAAGGCUACAGGAAACGCUUGGGCGACCGAUAUCCCCGACGUUUGCCGUGGCCGGUGGCAUGGCAUAGAGUGUAUGUUAGACAAAGACAACGUGUAUCAUGUUGUUUCAUUAUCUUUUGGUGCAUUGUCUGAUGAUACUGCCUUCCCUACUUGUGACCCAACAAGCUCUUAUAUUUCGCAAUCUAUUACUAAGCUUCCUCAUAUUAGGACUUUGUUUUUUUACCGUUGCCUUAGUCAUAACCCACAACCUAUCCCUUCAUUUUUAGGGCAGUUGGGCCCAACUUUGCAGACAUUGGUGCUUAGAGAAAAUGGACAUGUGGGUCCAAUUCCUAAUGAAUUGGGCAAUCUUACUCGUUUGAAGGUUCUUGAUCUUCACAAGAAUAGCAUCAAUGGUUCAAUUCCAGUUUCCUUGGGCCGGUUGACCGGCCUAAAAUCGUUAGAUUUGAGCGGAAAUAGAUUAACCGGUUCAAUUCCCAGUUUAAGUUUUCCAGUUUUGAAUGUUUUGGACUUGAACCGAAAUCUUCUGACUGGUUCAAUCUCAUCUAGCUUGGGUUCAUGUCAUUCUCUAAUCAAAAUGGAUUUCAGCCAUAAUCGUUUGAGUGGUUCAAUUCCUGAUUCUUUUAGUGGCUUAAAAGAGCUAAUCUUGAUGGAUUUAAGCCAAAAUCGCCUAUCAGAGCCACUUCCCAUUUCAAUCAGAAGCUUAAGCUCUCUCCAAGCAUUAAUCCUAGAAGGAAAUCCAAUGUCUACAACACUCAAUGGCGAAGAAUUUGAUGGUAUGAAAGGUUUAACAAUCUUAAUCCUCUCAAACACAAAUCUACAUGGCCCAAUCCCUGAUUCAUUAGGCAGAUUAACAAACUUAAGAGUCAUUCAUCUCGAUCAGAAUUGCUUAAACGGUUCAAUUCCCAGGAACUUCAAGAACCUGAAGAACUUGAGUGAACUAAAGCUAAACGACAAUCAGUUAUCAGGGCCAGUUCCAUUCGGGAGAGAAAUGGUGUGGAGAAUGAGAAGAAAGCUGAGGCUUCAUAAUAACACAGGACUCUGCUAUGAUGCUGACAGUGGUUUUGAAGAUGGGUUGGAUUCAUCAUUUGAUUCAGGCAUUGGUUUGUGUGAUAAGGGUAGACCCAGUUCAGCAAAGACAGUGCAGCAUCUCUCUACCACUGCUAAGAGUUUGCCAUUGGCAAGUAGAGUUAAUAAAUCCUCUGGUGCAGAUCAGAAAGUUCCAAUUUUGGUUAUGUUGCUUGGACAAACGAUAGUUGUCGUUUUGAUUUUGCUUUUAUUGUAAGGUGAAGAAGUAGCAGGAAUGUAAAUUGUAAAAUACAGGGUUAUGGAUUGAUUUCAAUUUGUCUCAUAAA
Messenger RNA from Manihot esculenta (cassava), 1585 nucleotides. Its product is annotated as protein TOO MANY MOUTHS. The coding region runs from base 28 to 1515 and encodes 495 amino acids. NCBI's taxonomy places the organism in Eukaryota, Viridiplantae, Streptophyta, Magnoliopsida, Malpighiales, Euphorbiaceae. Gene Ontology annotation, molecular function: protein binding. The record is from RefSeq and is a predicted model, not a curated record. The transcript has a single exon.